Messenger RNA from Pimephales promelas (fathead minnow), 5699 nucleotides. It is a transcript of the gene aff4, whose product is annotated as ALF transcription elongation factor 4. Gene Ontology annotation, biological process: regulation of gene expression. NCBI's taxonomy places the organism in Eukaryota, Metazoa, Chordata, Actinopteri, Cypriniformes, Leuciscidae. The record is from RefSeq and is a predicted model, not a curated record. Gene Ontology annotation, cellular component: super elongation complex; nucleus.
CACGUUAGUUUACCAAGCCGAAAUCAGCCAGCCAGGCAGAGACGCGAUGAUCUCCUGAAAAUAUGAUCGUGAUCUGCUGGAAAAAUCUGUCCGACACAAUCAUGACGAGCAGACGAGCCUCGGCGGCAUGGCUCACUUAAGCGAGCGCUGUCUUUUAGAGCAGUUACGCGUUUCUUGCUGGUGUGUGACACAUUUAUUGGGACGAUACAGCAGAUCAGUGUGAACAAAGGGAAAGGCUUCAGAGCUAGAAUGCUUCGGGCCUAAAAGAAGCCAAGAGGAAAUACAGCAGUGACGAUUGAAGCGUGAAAGCUGCCGAUCAAGAAAACUGUGCCUCAAAAGUGGACCGUACUAAAGCGGAGGGAGCCGUAGCUGGACAGAGCCAUCGAGUUGUCUGGAAUUUUCUCUCAAUCCUCUUCCAAUGGUUCAUUGGUUGAGGCCAUGGCCUCUCAGUCAGGCAACAUGAACCGUGAAGACCGGAAUGUGCUCCGUAUGAAAGAAAGGGAAAGGAGAAAUCAAGAAAUCCAGCAGGGAGGAGAGGCCUUUCCAGCUAACUCCCCCCUCUUUCCUGAACCUAUUAAAGUUCAGGCCAAGGAAGAUAAACUCUCAAGUCGCAUCCAGAGCAUGCUGGGAAAUUACGACGAGAUGAAGGAGACCCUCGGUGAACCCCCAAUGUCCAAGCUCAUUCCCAAAGCCUCCAGCUCGUCCUCGGAAGAUAAGCCCGGCCAGUACGGCGACCAGCGCGGAGGCACACAGGGUCAGAACAGUAAAUGGACUCCGGUUGGCCCGGCUCCUCCUGGCAUCUCUUCCACGACCUCCUCCUCCUCCUCUUCCUCCUUGCCGAAGCGUUCGUCAGUGCAGGGAAGCCGUAGCGGGAAGAAGUCCAGCAAGCACGGAUCCGAACACAAGUCCCACUCCACCUCCAGCCCGGCCAAGGGCUCCGUGAGCUCCGGCUCACACUCGCGCUCCCGCACCAAAUCCCCCCGCGACCGAGAAGCCAACUGGGACUCGCCCUCCAGAGUUCCUUCCUUCUCCAGCGGACAGCAUCCCAGCCAGACCUUCCCGCCCUCCCUCAUCAAGCCCAGCUCCAUGCUCCAGAAACCCACCGCGUAUGUGCGGCCCAUGGACGGCCUGGAGACGGCCGAGCCCAAGAGCGCCUCGGACUCGUACGGUGGCCAGUCGCACAGCGGUGCCGUGGGAGAAAUGAAGCCCAAUGGGAAGGCUUCUCUCACCAGGCUCAAGAUCCCCACGCAGCCUGUCGACGGUUCAAUGGGAGGAGAUGCGAGCUGUGUUGAUGAAAUUUUAAAGGAAAUGACUCAGGUCUGGCCUCCUCCGCUGACAGCCAUUCACACGCCCUGCAAGACUGAACCUUCAAAGUUUCCUUUCUCCACCUCCAAGGAUCCCCAGCACCUGCCUUUUGGGCCACAGAAAAAAAUCUCAGGGAAGAUCGCAUCCACCAGUCACCCGUCGAAGCCGAGCGACAGCGACCAGUCCAACACACUGCAGGAUGAUCUGAAGCUCAGCACCAGCGAAGACAGUGAUGGAGAGCAGGAUCCUGCCAAAAACACCUCAGCAAGUAACAACAGUAAUAACAGCGGGGGUGCGGAGCAAGAGGACAGCAGCGGGCGCAGCGGGUCGGAGAGCAGCUCCAGUUCGGACAGCGAGAGCGAGAGCAGCUCUUCAGAGAGCGAGACCAACGAGCCGCCACGUACUGCAACUCCUGAGCGGGAACAGCCCACUGUUAACAAAUGGCAGCUGGAAAACUGGAUCAAGAAGGAGAACAAGCUGUCCCCGGCUUCUCCGGUGGAGAACAGCAGCACGACGCCAACCAAGUAUAAGAAAGAGGGUCGAGAAACCAACUCGAGCAGAGUCUACAGUGGCCCCGGAUCUAAAGACCCCACGCCCUCCUCGGGACGAGACCUUCGGCCCAAUCAGAAGGGCUCAGAGAGCUGGCAAAGGCGAAGUCAGAAGUCUCCCGCUCAAAGUGAGGCCGUAAGUCAGGGCGGGCGACCAUUUGUGGGUAAAAAACGGCCUAAAAAGACUGAGAAGCCGCCGGUGGUUGAGGAACCGAAAGGUGGGUUGAAAGUAGAGACCGAACCCUCGCCUGAGAUCCCGUCACACCGCGCCCGCGCCCCCAACAAGGGCCUGCGCAAACCCAACAUCAAAAAGGAGCCCAAAACCUCCUCUCCCCGACCAACACCGGACAAACGCAAAAAGGUGCCCAAAAAGUCCCGUGAGAUCGUGGAGUCGUCCUCGUCGGACUCCGAGGGCAACGAGAGCGUCCCGUCGUCGUCGCAGACGCCCAGAGAUCAGUAUCCCGAGAACCCGUCCGCCCUGUUCUCGCCCAUGCUCUCGCCACUGAGCGACCCCGAGAGCAGGCUGCCCCCCCGACUGCUGGUGCAGAUCGACCUGAACCUGCUGUCCAGAGUGCCGGGACGCCUGCUGGAGGCGAAGGCGGAGAGGAGCUCGUCUGGGGAAGCCAAGGAGUCGCAGAAGCAGCCGGGAGAGAAGGGACCCAGCAAGGCCAAGAGAAAACACAAGAAUGAUGACGACGGUCUCAAACCGGACAGUAAGAAGUCUAAACAGGAUGAGAAGACCUCACACAAGCCCAGCAGUAAAGAGUCGUCUAAGCGGGAUAAAGAGAAGGAGUCUGCGCCCUCUCCUAACAUCACGCUGCAGCCGACGGCUAAACCCGAGCACCAACGCAAGCGCACGCCGAGCCAGUCCUCCAGCUCGCUUCCCAAAGACGGCAGCAAGAGCGGCUCCAGACACCGCAAUGGCGACAACAAGCCGCUGCGCAGGGAGGCCAAGGAGAAAAACUCUAAAACGGAAAACCCCGUGUCAGUGCCGCACAUCUCCGAUGGCUCCAAAUCCAGAUCCAAACUCCUGUUUGAGGACAGGAUUCAUUCUGCUGAUCAUUACCUUCAAGAGGCGAAGAAACUGAAACACAACGCGGAUGCUCUGGUGAGGAUGGACAGGUUUGAGAAGGCUGUGUAUUACCUGGACGCUGUGGUGUCGUUCAUCGAGUGCGGAAACGCUUUGGAGAAAAGCGCCCAGGAAGCCAAAUCCCCCUUUCCAAUGUAUGCCGAAACCGUUGAGCUCAUCAAGUACACGAUGAAGCUCAAGAGCUACAUGGCACCGGACGCCACAUCUGCAGACAAAAGACUCGCAGUGCUGUGUCUGAGGUGCCAGGCGCUCCUGUAUUUGAGGCUUUUCAAGCUCCGGAAAGAAAGUGCACUGAAAUACUCUAAAACGCUCACUGAACACUUGAAGAAUUCGUUGAGUAAUACCCAAGCUCCGUCUCCUGGAGUAGCAAAUAAGAGCGCAGGCAUGCCGUCUCCUGUGUCCCCCAAGCUCUCUCCGGGCAGCGCGGGCAGCUUCUCCUCCAGCAGCUCCAGCGUCAGCGCCAGCUCCUCCGUCACCAUCCCUCAGCGCAUACACCAGAUGGCCGCCAGCUACGUGCAGGUCACCUCCAACUUCCUCUACGCCACCGAGGUGUGGGACCAGGCCGAGCAGCUCGCCAAAGAGCAGAGAGAGUUCUUCUGCGAGCUGGACAAGGCGAUGGGGGCGCUGAUCUUCAACACCAGUAGCAUGACCGAACUGGUGCGCUUCACACGGCAAGGCCUGCACUGGCUCCGGCUCGACGCCAAGCUCGUCCAGUAGAGCGUCCCGAACACUCACACACACACUCGAUCUGCCUCAGACAUCUGUGACACUGUGUUCGUUUCUACACCAGCUUGCCAAAAACGAAAACACUCCUCCUCCUCCAUCACCACAGACCAUAUAAAGAGGAGAUCGCAUGUUCGUCUGCAGAGCCUCCACACGCCGCGUCGUCCUGCUCAUAUCAUUGGCUCGUUUCCGGAAGAAGAAGAAGAACAAGAAAAAAAAAAGCCUCUUUUUUGGUUUUACUUUGACUAAUGGGGUUUUGUUGUGUUUUUGCUGGCUGUAAGCAAACAUGAAUAAUAAUUGGAUGUUUAUAGCUUUUUAAUUUCAACCAAAGUACCUCCCUUUAACCAAAGGUGCUUUACAAUUCCUCCUUUUAUCAUUUUUAUUGUGCCUUGUAUUUGAUAUACAGGAAACUAAGAGACACAAUAUCUUCUGGAGAGGUUGAGGUGUGAGAGAACAUGUGACGCGGUGGCAUCUCCAACGACUCGUGCAUACCAGACCAAAAGACUGUUCGCGUCAUAUCAAGGCAUUAUUACUAAUGUGCCGUGUUUGGUUUCUGUUCGGCCCGGCUCACGCGCAAAUCAGAGCGAGCCCGUCGGGUCGGCGUACGUCACUACUGCAAACGCCCGAGCCCAGGUUUUCUUUUUUUAUAUACGAAAAAUGUAGCGCUCGCAUCUCACCGCGGCGGGGUUUCUGGUAUUAAACGCAGGAGUAUUUUAUUACCGGCGCCUAAUAUAGAUUUUAUUUAGAUAACAACUUGGAUUUCACUCUUGGGUUUUCGGCAUGGAUACAGGGUUGCAAUACGAGAUGAGAGACGUAUUUCUAUUGUAUAUGAAAAUAUCAUAUUUAAAUAUUUAAUGUGAGUCUUGAGGUUGCCUUUAUAGUGUCAUAGUCACCUGUGUGUUGCAGUUCUUUGAAAAGAAAUCGGUCACGUGAGGAUAUAUUUAUGACGUUGUGCGUGAUAUUGCGUAGUUUUCUCAGUGCAGACCGGGAAUCGGACCGCAAAACAAGGUGAAAGGUCAAUCCACGACGUAUGAAAUGCUGGAAACAUUCUCCGAUUGGCUCCCGAACAUUUUUUAGUUCAUCUGUUUCCGUCUAUGCAGACGUUUGUCGAAUGGAAACCUUCUAGACGUUCGACAUUUAAGAAGAAAUCCUCUCGGAGAUUUGGUCAAUUGUUGAUUGUGCUUUUUUGUCAGUGAAAUCAUGCACUAAUGUGGUUUAUGUACCAGAUUCACCAGAAGAAAGAAUAUGAUUGGCUAAAAUGAUAUUCCCAGUUUCCUCCUCCUGUUUUUACUGGUUUCAUCUUUUCUACUAGACUUUUAGAUUGAUUUGAUUUAAAUUCGUCUUUAAUUGUCUUGGCGAUCAUGACUUUCCCCUGGGUGAGAUAUUUUUUUUUUUUUUUUUUUUUUUAUAUAUAUAUAAUUAUUAUUAUUAUUCUUUCAUCCAAUUGAAAAAUAACACUCGCAUGUUUCUAUUUAAAUACUAAGCUGUACAGAUGUACAUAAAAAUCUCUUUUAGGGUAAAUUUUUACAACGAUUUAACAUUUGUAUUAAUUGUACAUAGAAUGUGAAUAUAUGAAAUGCACAUCUUUUUGGUUUUUCAACAGAACACUGUAUGUUGGUAAUGUCAGUACGAUUGUUCGCGUUUCCUGUGCUUUGUCAUUCAGAUGUGAUGUUGAAACGAGGAUGAGGAAGAUCUGCCUAAACUUCAUCAGGUCUUCCACACGUCUGUGUGUCGUUCUCGCUUGAUGGUCGUCUCCAAGCAUUCAUUGGCAAACAGUAUAAGAUCGAUUUAGUUUUAAAAGUAUUGAGAAGAGAUUGAGGAAUCUACAUAUAUAUUCGUAUAUGGAUGCAAUAUGAUCUAUGAUUUAAAGGUACUCUUAUGAGCCUCGAUUAUCCAAACUUGUAAUAACUUGUAAUUUAAACACUUUUUUUUUUUUUUUUGGUGAAGUAUUACUAAUGGAUUUUCUGAGUCUGUUGCGAAUCAUCUUUGUAUUUUGCUGUAUUGAGAAUAAAACGUAUAUGAUUAAAAAUGUU